This is a messenger RNA of Penicillium vulpinum, 1329 nucleotides long. Its product is annotated as HECT-type E3 ubiquitin transferase. The transcript is spliced from 3 exons. Gene Ontology annotation, cellular component: cytosol; nucleus; ubiquitin ligase complex. Bases 1 to 1329 code for a protein of 442 amino acids. Gene Ontology annotation, molecular function: ubiquitin protein ligase activity; cyclin binding; ubiquitin conjugating enzyme binding. Gene Ontology annotation, biological process: protein monoubiquitination; protein polyubiquitination; protein autoubiquitination. The record is from RefSeq and is a predicted model, not a curated record. NCBI's taxonomy places the organism in Eukaryota, Fungi, Ascomycota, Eurotiomycetes, Eurotiales, Aspergillaceae.
AUGCAGGAUACCGAUGUACCCCUCUAUCUCCAUGCAGAAUUCCUACCAAACAUCCGCCAAAUAACCCUUUACGUCUCCCUCCCCGGGACUACAGCAUUUGAUGGAAUCCGACCAGAUAUCCAACUUUCAGAAUCAAGAAAAGCAGUCACAGUUUCCCUAUCAAAACCGUUUGAAUAUGUCACAGAAACAAUCAAGCUGCCAGCACGCGUUAAUGACGCGUCCUGGCGCGUGUUGAAGACAGUUUCUGGACCAGCACCAAAAUCAGAUCCUAAUGGCACUGGGGACUCUAGCUACGAUUUCUCUUUCCGCAUGCAGGUUGAUCCUGAUGAAGAGGCGCUGGCGCCUCGAGAUGAACUAAUCGAUGAAUUUGCACCCUGGACAGCAGAGGAGAUGUCGUCCUCGACUCGAAUUCGUUGUCGAGAGUGCGAACAUGUCUUCCUUGAUCCCUCGUUAAUAUCUGAGUCCGUUGAUCAGGGAACAGACGAAAGCCCUGCUCGGGGAUGGAUCUGGAAAGACCUUCCAAGUGGCAACUGGGCUGAAAUGAUGGAUUUCUGGCAUUGCCACAAACCUGACCCCCAUGAAGGCCACGAGAAACACGAGAAAGACUCUGCACUCAAGGUCGAGGAUCAAACUGCACAGACUAAAGGAUAUGGUGCGAAUAGCCACGUUGUGGCUAUUUCCGGGACGGUUUUUGUUGAUGUUGCCACUUUCCUUGUGGCUGAAACAGACUGUAAUGCAAUUCAGGGCGAUGACGAAGAGCAAAAAUCCAACACUGAAGUUUCCGCGCAACGGACCCUCGACUGCGCAAACUGCAAUGCUAUAAUCGGCAUGGAAGAUCCGGUCGCCAAGGGAUGGCGACUACUCAAAGCCAAUGUAUCUCUGAAUACCAAUUCAUCCAGCUGCGAGACAGAUAUUUCAAAAUGGGAGGUCCACCCAACAGAAACAAUCGUUGCUGCACAGUUACUUGAGUUGAUCGAGAGAGAAAGCGCCCGUCGAUUCGUCGUUCAUUGUGGCCAGAAGAGCGGUCUUGUGCUUUGGGUCUUCAAUCCAGACAUGCGAUACUCGAAUUCUAGCGCAGGCUGUAGUAUCAUGGCUCAGCAAGCGAUGAAAGUAUUCUAUCAAAAUUCUCUCGAUGUGGAUGAGCUUCUCCAUCCGGAAAUUGGGAAUCCUUCGCCCUUGUCGGUGGAAGAGUUGGAGUUGCCGUCUAUGAUAUUCGAAGCAAUGUCACAAGCAUUGACUAGGAGCAACAAGAUGCUACCGCUCUCUGCUAGGAGGUUUAACGAGUGGCACGUUGGGCUUUUGAGUCGUUUCAGGCGCCAGAAAACUUGA